GGUAUUGAAUAUUUCUUUAUUUUAUUAGAUAUGAAGUAUUUAGAUGUAAUUGGAAUAAUGUGUCAAUUUUUUAUUUCAUCCUGACACACAAUAUAGGCAUUGGAGAUUUUAUACGUCUCUCUAAUUAUGAAAGAUUUAAGACCUGAGCUAAAACUUGAGAUUCUUUUGUUUAGGUAUUUUUUUCCCUGCUAAAAAUAUGUUUCUUUUUCACCUUAAAAAAAAGGUAGAAUCUCAAAGCGAACAACAUCGUACUAACAGAACUAUUCGAUAAACAAGGGAAACCUGACAACUUCAAUCCUACCGUCACCAAACUGGCUCAUAAGGUGCUUUCGCUGCUACUGAUUCACUGAAACUCCUACCUCCGAAAGAGGCUCCAACAAGAUUCACGACUUGAAAUACUAGCUAAAGCUGAGUCUCCCAAUGAACCCCGACCGAAUUAUCACACUCAAAAUGUUUUUUUUUUCCUCCAGUAACAUCCAUUCUACCUAGCUAAGUUCAGCGGAGGUUUGAAUGCCCAACAAACAAGCUAAGAAUCCUAUGCAGAAUGAGAGCAGGGGAGGCCUCAAUGGCGACAAGAGGAAGCACUCACCGAUUACUCCAGGGAAAAUGAACAAGUUCAGUGGAGGAAUGAACGAAGUAUCAAGAACCCUAAACCCGAAUGAAGAAAGACAAUUUUUUUUUUUCAAGGGACAAUGCACCACAGAAACAAGAAGACACUGAGAACUGGAGAUGAAGAUUGAGCUUACCCGAGAGGGAGGAUUGACUAGAGAGCUUCUCUAUUGGCUUCAAAGGAACUUCACCGCAACAGAACGAUCGGAUUUAACUGUUAAGAGAAGGAACCGAAAGAGGAGGAAGAAGAAGAAGAAGCGCCAAAACCGAGCGAAAUGACGAAUGGAGAGCCCCAGUCAAUGGGAGAGGCAGGAAUAAUCUGAUUCUGAGGACCUCUUUUGCUAUACUUAAAAGUUAAGAGGAUGUAUCGGUAAGACUUUGAAAAGAGUAGGAUGUAAUCUGAAUUUAUUUUUCUGACUCUGAAUUUAUUUUUGUUGCAGCAAAAUUGGAAAUUUCAAUGUCAAUCGUUUUUUCUGAAUUCUGUUAAGGCUUCUUCUUCUUCAUCGCCCAUUCCAUUCCAGUCAACACGGGGAGGGCUAAACCGAGCCAGCCAGCAAGCCAGCCAGCAAGCCCAAAGCUUUCCUCCAACCCUCCUCUCCUCUCUCUUUCUCUCUCCCGGGGGACGAAGAAGAAGAAGGAGCCCUAAUUUCUGUUUCCCCCAAAUCCCUCGGCAAUUCCACCUUCCUUGUCGUUCGAUAACUCCAACCAAUUCAAUCCCAGAUCGAGGAGGGGGAAGGAGGAAACAAUGUCGUCGGAGAUCGAAGUGGUGGAGGAGGAGGUUGUUCAUUCCGGGGAUCACGGGGGAAGCAACGGGAUUGCUGCUUCUGCCAACGGCGGCGAGGAUGCUGUCGGCGACGAGAGCCUCAGGAACGACGUUUACACCGCGGCCGCGUAUGGAGAUUUGGAGAAGCUCCAGAGAUUGGUGGAGAGUGAGGGUUGCUCCGUCUCCGAGCCCGACGGGCUUGGAUACUAUGCGCUGCAGUGGGCUGCUUUGAAUAAUCGGACUGCUGCUGCUCAGUACAUAAUCGAGCAUGGAGGAGAUGUAAAUGCAGCAGAUCACACGGGUCAGACAGCACUACAUUGGAGUGCAGUUCGAGGUGCAAUCCAAGUUGCCGAACUUUUACUUCAAGAGGGUGCUCGGGUGAAUGCAGCUGACAUGUACGGUUAUCAGACUACACAUGUUGCAGCUCAGUAUGGUCAGACAGCUUUCUUGUAUCAUGUCGUCUCAAAAUGGAAUGCAGACCCUGAUCUUCCAGAUAAUGAUGGAAGAAGCCCCUUGCACUGGGCUGCUUAUAAGGGUUUUGCCGAUUGUAUACGCCUGUUGUUAUUUCUGGAUGCAUAUAGGGGACGGCAAGAUAAAGAGGGUUGCACACCCCUUCACUGGGCUGCAAUUAGGGGUAACUUGGAGGCAUGCACAGUGUUGGUACAAGCUGGCAAGAAGGAGGACUUGGUAAUCACAGAUAACACGGGGCUGACUCCAGCUCAACUUGCUUCUGAUAAGAACCACAGACAAGUUGCAUUUUUCCUUGGCAACGCUAGAAGGCUUCUUGAUAAACGUUGUGAUGGCGCCACCCACUUGGGACGUCUGUCGAAGUUGGGCCUUGCUCCAGUUCUUUGGUGUAUAAUAAUUAUUCUUCUGAUCAUCUAUAUCCAUUCUGUCAUCAUGGCUCCAAAUCUGCCCAGGGUAACACCUGGCUUUGGCCUAUUUGCAUGGCUUGGGGUAUUUCUUGCAACCAGUGGGCUUGUGACGUUUUACAGGUGUAGCAGGAAGGAUCCUGGAUACGUAAGAAUGAAUGUGCAUGAUCCACAAAAUAUGAAAGAUGAUGAACCUCUUUUGAAGAUAGAGAUAAACAAUCCUGCUUUGCUUUCUGGGAAUUGGUCUCAGCUUUGCGCAACGUGCAAGAUUGUAAGACCUCUUCGUGCAAAGCACUGUUCCACAUGUGAUCGUUGCGUCGAACAAUUUGACCACCAUUGCCCGUGGGUAUCAAAUUGCAUAGGCAAGAAAAACAAGUGGGAUUUCUUCUUGUUUCUUGUUUUGGAAGUCUCCGCAAUGCUGAUAACUGGUGGCGUGGCUCUCACUAGGAUUGUUACCGAUCAAAUGGCUCCUUCAACAUUCGGAGGCUGGUUAAACUAUGCAGGCACUCAUCACACUGGCGCCAUAUCUUUCCUGAUGGUCGACUUCUUCCUCUUCUUCGGUGUAGCUGUUCUAACCGUCGUCCAAGCCUCUCAGAUAUCCCGCAACAUAACAACCAACGAGAUGGCAAACGCAAUGCGGUACAGCUACCUGAGAGGCCCCAGCGGCCGGUUCAGGAACCCAUACGACCACGGAUGCAGAAAGAACUGCCUGGAUUUCUUGGUCUCGGGUUACAACACCGACGUGGAGUUCAUCGAGGACUCGUCCCAAGACGGGAUCGGAAUGAUGCACAUGUCUCGACACAACACGACGACCACCCUCCAGAACGGCGACACCCCCCAGAUCCCACACCACGCCGCCAAUGGCAGCAGCAGCGGGCACAUUGCGAUCAACGUGAACAACCGGGAGAGCAAACCCCUCCACCAACAACACCACCACCACCAAGGUGGUGGUCAGCACCACGUUCACUCUUCCAACUGCAGCCAUAGUAGUAGUAGCAGCAGCAGCAGUCAGGGGAAAUCCAAGUCGGAGAAAGUGCCAUUGGGUUUAGGUCUAGGUCUCGGUCUCGGUCGGAACGGUAGCCGUAGCGUGGCAGGCCCCUGAUGACUAAUCACUACAUACAGAUUGCAUCCAUUUUGUCUUGGUUGUUUUUUUGAUUACUCUAGAUUCCCCUGUUGGUUGUCUUUGUACCAUAGUGAAAGGAGAGAAAAAGGAGAGAACCCUUCUGGUGUUUCACCUGCUGUCUAAUUCAAUUGGUUGUUGCUGCUCGUUUUGCUCGGCCUCCAUACAUUCAUUUACUUGUACAGAGAGCUCUACUUUUAGAUACAACUUCAUCUCUAAGCAUUGGCUUUGGAAUGAUCCACGUUUCCUGAAACCUGAUAGAUGCUGCGAGGACCAGUGCCCUGUUGUAUCAGCCAUUUUCUUAGGCAAAGGGUAUUAAAUUUCUAGGGCAAAGGUCCAUCUGCAGUAGGACAACAGGGUAUUAAUUAUGCUUGGAAGAGUGACAGCUACUGCUGAUCUAUGUGCAUUCAGAUUUCAGCCAUUCACCAUACCUACCACCGAGCAAGCAAGCAAACAAGCCUGUUCUGCUGCAAGUUGGUUGGGAAUUGGUGCCUUCAGUUCAGGACAUAAAUAAAUGAAACGAGUGAGUGAGUGAAUGAAUCGAAUUCACUUCACACACGGUAUAAUUGCCAACUACCACCUCCUAUCAGUUCGGGGAAAACGAGAUCCUAACCGAAGAUCCUAUCUUUAAAUUUUAUUAAUCAGAAUUAGUGGCUAGUUGUCAAAUCGGUUUAAAUUAUUGAGCGAAUGAAGCAAGUAGUUUGAG
Messenger RNA from Linum trigynum, 4070 nucleotides. NCBI's taxonomy places the organism in Eukaryota, Viridiplantae, Streptophyta, Magnoliopsida, Malpighiales, Linaceae. The record is from the annotation of a GenBank genome assembly.